UCUGAUUUAUGAUCUGUAAGAAAAUAGGUAUGACAUCUUGACAAGGGUAAGAAUGGAGGAUUGUUCUGAAGUGGCUGCAUAUGUUAAGAAAGACAAUGAAGCAAAUCCAAAGAAGAAGCAACGUCGAGGUUUAUUCUCUCGAGUGUGGAAAGGAAUGUUCAAACUACAUAGUGAUGAUAUUGGAAAGAGGUUGAAACAUAUUUCCAAGGAAGAAGCUGCUGCUCUUUCUAGAAUAAGGAGAAGAUAUCGGACAUGGAGAAGAAUCGCAAGAUACAUAAUAGUUUUCUCCGUCAUUUUUGAGGCAAUUGCAGUGGGAUAUGCUAUCAUGACAACAAGGUCCAUGGAGUUGAAUUGGCAAAUUAGAGCAUUUCAUGUCCUGCCAAUGUUUCUUUUGCCCAUUUUCUCUUCUCUUAUGUAUACCAGCAUAGCUAAAUUCAUACACAUUUGUGAUCAAAAAGACCAGAAAACUGUAGAAAGGCUCAGGACAGAGAGGCAAGAAAAGGUUGAUGAGCUUAAAGAGAAGUCAAAUUACUAUUCUACCCAACAGCUAAUUCAGAGAUACGACACAGAUCCAGCUGCAAAAGCAGCUGCAGCGGCGGUCCUUGCGUCAAAGUUGGCUAUAGAAUCUGGAUUGAAAGUGAGUUUGGGUGAUGAGAUGGAUGAUAGUAUUAAUAAUAAUAUGUUAGGAAAGAGCAAUAGCGUAGAAUUAGUACAAACCAGUGGUCUUCGAAACAGGAAAUCAAUCCCAAACAGAUCCUUUAGUGCCGAUUGCACAUUAUUGCUUCAAAACAAUAUUAAUAACCCGGAGGAGGGUCAUGAUUAUGGUCAUGGUCAUGAUCAAGAUCAUGAUCAUUAUCACGAUCAGGAUCAAGAGCUUUUGGAGAAUAAUUUCCACCACCAUUAUUUGGGUGGUGAUGAUAAGGAAUCUGGAUCAUAUAGUCCUCCGAAUCAUAUUGUGGGUGAAAAUUCGGUGAAAAGUGUAUAUGAUGCGGGUUGGAUAGCUCGAAUUGCGGCAUUAAUUGUUGGAGAAGAUCCAAGACAAUCUUAUGCACUUAUAUGUACCAAUUGCCAUAUGCACAAUGGGCUUACAAGGAAAGAAGAUUUCCCAUACGUGACUUACUAUUGCCCACAUUGCAAUGCUUUAAAUAGAUCUAAGCAUCUCGAUGGUUUCUCUUCUGUUGACUCUCCCAAUAUGUCUUCUUCCUCUUUCGCUGUUAGCCCCAGACAUAAUGAUUCUUUGGCUGAGCUGCAACCUGUUAGCAGUGGCGAGGAACAACCUCCUUCUGCUGAUCACGAGCCACCGGAUUCUACUCCUGCUGCUGCUGCUUCUUCCGGAGAGACUAUUACGUUGCCUGAAUCAGAUGAUACACAACCUAACGGCUGA
Molecule: messenger RNA, 1384 nt
Organism: Impatiens glandulifera
Lineage: Eukaryota; Viridiplantae; Streptophyta; Magnoliopsida; Ericales; Balsaminaceae
Exons: 5
Coding region: 53-1384 (443 amino acids)
Biological process (GO): endoplasmic reticulum tubular network organization
Cellular component (GO): endoplasmic reticulum tubular network
Source: RefSeq, a predicted model, not a curated record